Agrilus planipennis (emerald ash borer) is the source of this 2197-nucleotide messenger RNA. RefSeq lists its product as uncharacterized. The record is from RefSeq and is a predicted model, not a curated record. The transcript is spliced from 2 exons. The coding region runs from base 92 to 2197 and encodes 701 amino acids. Lineage: Eukaryota; Metazoa; Arthropoda; Insecta; Coleoptera; Buprestidae.
CAAGGUUACAUUGCAAUAUAUAACAGGAGGUAAUGUGCAAUAAUCUAAUAUUAAUGUUUACAAGAACCAGCAGCUCUGGUGUCUCUCAGUCAUGCAGUUGUUGAUCUUAGCCCUUUGUUCGGGUUUAGCCGUUUAUGGUUAUCCAACGUACCCAAUAAAUCCGGGAGUAGGAGCAAUAUAUAAAGGGCCGAAUGCUGAGACAAUAAUAGAAGGUCCCGAUGGAAGUAAAAUAACGGCAGUGGCAGAAGGAGCUGAAGUAGUGACUGGACCAGAAACUCCAGGAGUGGUAUUGGAAGAAAAACCAGUUGCUAUCGAACCCGUCGAAUCCAGAAUCAUAGGAGCAGAUUUGGGACCUAUUGAUAUACAACCCAUUUCGAUAGUUAACCACGAAUGGAAGGGAAAACCAAUUGUUGUCGAUGAAAAUAUUCCAUUAAUAUCCCAUCGAAUAGGGGAAGUAUCCCCUAUCUCUUUGACUGCUGCUGAACAUGUAGCUGUUGCUCCAACAGUUGUAGCUGUACCGGUAGAAGAAGAAGAUAGUGUUAAUAUUGAAGGGCCAUCUGGAACUAUAUCUACUAGCGGUCAAAAGGCUGUUAUUGCCGGACCAGCUUCUACAACAUUUUCUGGACCGGGGGGAACCGCAGAAAUACAGAACGAUAUCGUCAAGUCAUCUGUAAUAUCCACACCAGUCGCACAAAUAGCUCAUGUCGCCACAGAAGUUUCAGGUGUUGCAAACACUGCCGCCAUUAAUGAAAUUGCGGUUUCAGAAGCAGUAAAUCAACAUUUGAUUAAUGAAGCUGCAGCAAACCAGGCUGCUGCAAUUGCAAAUCAGCACUUGAUAAAUGAAGCUGCUGCAAGUCACGCGGCUGCCGCUGCAAAUCAACAUAUAAUAAAUGAAGCUGCUGCAAGUCACGCGGCUGCCGCUGCAAAUCAACAUAUAAUAAAUGAAGCUGCGGCAAGUCACGCGGCUGCCGCUGCAAAUCAACAUAUAAUAAAUGAAGCUGCCGCGAGUCACGCGGCUGCCGCUGCUAAUCAGCAUUUAAUAAAUGAAGCUGCCGCAAGUCACGCGGCUGCCGCUGCAAACCAACGUUUAAUAAAUGAAGCAGCCGCAAGUCACGCGGCUGCCGCUGCAAACCAACGUUUAAUAAAUGAAGCUGCCGCAAGUCACGCGGCUGCCGCUGCAAACCAACGUUUAAUAAAUGAAGCUGCUGCAAGUCACGCGGCUGCCGCUGCAAACCAACAUUUAAUAAAUGAAGCUGCUGCAAGUCACGCGGCUGCUGCAAGUCACGCUGCUAAUCAGCAUUUAAUAAACGAAGCCGCUGAAAGUCACGCCGCUGCCGCUGCAAACCAACGUUUAAUAAAUGAAGCUGCUGCAAGUCACGCGGCUGCGGCUGCAAAUCAGAAUUUGAUUAAUGAAGCUGCAGCUAGAGAAGCAGCUGCAAUUGCGCACCAACAAUUUGCUCACGAGGAAGCAUCUAGGCAAGCGGCAGCUGAAGAAAUUGAACGACGGAAUAAUGAAGCUUUGACAAGGGAGGCUCUUGCAUUAGAAAUUGGGAGAAGAGUUGAAGCAAGUGCUAUUGAAGAAGCGAGACGCCAACAUUUCUUGAACAGAGAUGCUUCAAUACCACAUGGGAGAAUAGCUGAUGCAUCUGCAAUUGCCAAUAAUAAUCAGCAUUUGUUACACGAAGCUGCUGCUAAUCAAGCCCAUGUUGUUAAUGGAGCACAUGCUGUUGCAACGGCAUCAGUAUCAGCAUCAGCAUCUGCUGAAGCUUCAGCAAUCGCAAAUGCUGCAGUUAACAUCGGACAACAUGCCUAUCUAAAUGAAGCUCUCCAUGAAGCUAAUGGAGCUGUGUGGGCUCCUGCUACAUAUCUUCAACCACCUGUAGUGGAUGCUAUUUCAGCAGAUCAAGCGAACCUGCUGGCUGUCGAAUCGAAUAAAAUUAGACUCUACAGGGAUACUAAAGAAUCUACAACCACGGAUGGAAAAGGCGCAGAUGGGGAAAAAGACGAACACCCUGAUUCAAAGGUAUCUAAGAUUGAACAGGAUAAUGUUCAUGUUCACCACGAUAAAUCUGGUGAAAAACCGGUUAAAGAUGAAUCUGAUGUAAAACCAGUUAGGGAGGAUGUUAUAGAACAUAAAGAGAUCGACAGUGAGAAGUUGGAAAAAGUAAAGAACAACAAUGGUGCUUUUUCAGUUUAG